Anthonomus grandis grandis is the source of this 2544-nucleotide messenger RNA. RefSeq lists its product as uncharacterized. The transcript is spliced from 6 exons. The coding region runs from base 338 to 1216 and encodes 292 amino acids. NCBI's taxonomy places the organism in Eukaryota, Metazoa, Arthropoda, Insecta, Coleoptera, Curculionidae. The record is from RefSeq and is a predicted model, not a curated record.
CGCCGGUGCGACGACGACGACGACGACAUUUUUUGACGCACGCGAAUCGAAAAUUACGCGAGUUGACGCGUCUUUUUCUUUUGACUUUUUCGGGGUUUUUCAUGAAUGAUAAUGCAUCGGAAUUUUAACGAUUAUGUGACAUUGGAUUAAAUAAAUAACAAAAAAAAAACGUCAUAUCAAAAGAAUUUAUUUGUAUUUGUUGCUUGAGAUUUUUGUUGCAUUUUUGUGGUCGGUUAACUAUAGUGCGACAUGGAAAUUUCAUAAAAGUGUCAGUGGUUUAAGUGUGUUGAAUUAUUUUGAAUUGGGAUUAAGUGAUCAGUCAGAAUUUUACGGCGUUAUGGCGGGGAAGUCGGCGGUUUUGAUUUUUGCAUUUUUAAUUCAAGGUGUCAUCUCUUUGCAACUGGAGAAACUAUUGAUACCGAGCCAUGCAAUAAGGAACACGAGCGUCAUAAUGGAGUGUCAUUAUAAACUAGAGGGUGAAACUUUAUAUUCUGUAAAGUGGUAUAAGGAUGGAUACGAGUUUUAUCGGUUUGUACCAAGAAAUCAACCUCCUGCACAAGUGUUUCCUUUACCUGGAGUGUCUGUAGAUUUACACAACUCGACCGAGUAUUCGGUGGUCCUGUCGUCCGUUCAGCUGUCGACGAGCGGACUUUAUCGAUGCGAGGUCUCGGGGGAGGCUCCUUAUUUCGAUACUGUCACCGAUCACGCUUAUAUGACCGUCGUUGCCCUUCCGAAAUCCGGUCCAGAAAUCACCGGGGGUCAACUCAGGUACCACGUCGGCGACUUCGUGAACGUAAAUUGCACCACCAGGGAGUCCAAACCGGCUGCUCAGCUCAGCUGGAUGAUCAAUGGCGAACCGGCCGAUCCCCGUUACAUCAAAGGACCCUAUAAACAAUACGUAGGAAGAGAAGGACUUGAAUCAACUAGCUUAGUUCUUCAGUUCACAGCGAAAGCGAAACACUUCAAACGUGGCAAUAUGAAGUUGAAGUGCUUGGCCACUAUCGCCACAGUCUACACGACGAAUAACGAGAAAAGUUUUGAGGGUGAAAGGGCUCAGAAGGGAAUAGUUUUGGAAAGUAGAGGAACGGUGGCUCCUUCUGGGUCUAGAGCUGAUAGAGUCCAUACGUCAGGUUCGAUGGUCGAGGCAUCGGCAGUAUCAACGUCAAUAUCGAAGAUCAUCGUCAUCUCGUGGCUGUACCUGAAAAUCUUCGUUUAAAUCCCCGAUGAAUUAAUUCAUGAAUAAAAGCCAAAGACUUUUACGUGUAACUAUUUGCUGUAUAUUAAGAAUAGUUAGCUUAUAAAUUAACUUGAAACUAUUUAUUAUUAAGUGUACAUUCCUCGCUCAUUUGUUUAUAAGCGGUUAUUAUUAGUUUCGAUCUUAUUCUACACCACACACAAUGGGGUUAGUUACUCCAGUUGCUCCAGGUCCAACCCCCCCUUAUAAUAUAUUGAAAUAAGAUUCCCAGGCGCCAGGUAAUUUCUGUUUAUCUACAAACUAAAACGACUGCGAAGUUGGUUGGGGUGUAACUGGGAUGGGAAUAUACUCGAACCCUGGUGGACUAUAGAAUAUUUAAUUUAUCGGUGCAGCAGUUUCCGAACAGCGGUGAAUCAUGACCGAUCGGGGGUAAAUUCAACUUCGGGAUUAAUUGUUAUUAAUAGAGAAAUGCUUAAUUAAUUCUUCCGUUCGAUUAUUAUCUUUAUAGCCCUCGGGUGUGUUUAUAUAAAUGCUACGAUGAUUAUUAAAGUUUUCAUUAUAUAUAAUAAUUCAAUAAAACCUUUUCAAUGCAUAACUUUAAUGCAUGUGACCGAUGUUUAUUUAUCAUGUAUGAACAAGGAGGAAAUUGUUCCUUAAGGCAUGUAAUGCAAACGACUUUUUAUUAUGUCAGAAAGUCACUCACUGGAAAUUGGGAUAAAUUACUUCUAAUUCCUGGAUCUCUGGAACGAAAUUUAAAAAGCCUGGAACGACAAUGAAGAAACAUAAAAUGUUCCUAAAAAGUUGCAUGGAAUAGUAGAUAUUUAUUGGGCAACGUUUUGUCAUUUUAUUGAGCCUGCUUCAGGUUAAGAAAGAAAGUAAGAUGCUACAGGUGUAAAGGCGGAAUAAUAGCCUUAAAUGCCUGGAAUAAAUCACUUGUUUUAUUGUUUGAAUAAUGCCCAAUUGUGUUUAAUUUUUUGGAAUACACUUAAAGGCUGGAAUAAAAUAAGAAUCUAUUAUCGGCUUAUCUAAACAAUUUAUUUGUUAAUUUUUUUAAAUAUUGACUGCAUUAGUGACUUUAAGUUAAAUUUUUCUAAUGAUUUUUAAUUCGGGGAUUUUUUUUUUUUCAGUAUUACCAGUUAUGGGACUAGUAUUUAAUUUUACAAAGAAUUAUUUAAUUCGGUUUAUAAAUUAUUGCCUGGGGACUAUAAAUACUCAAACAAAAAAAGGCGUGUUCCGCCUAGGCACUUGACAUACUUUCUGCCUAAAAUCUAAAUUAAAAAAAUUAAAUGAAGUUAAUUACUGGCACUUAAAUUCUCGGUUUAAUCGUCUUUCCGCCUAGAAUUUUAUUA